AUGACAGUGGCCAUGCUGUACCACUCACUCCCUGGGGCUCGGCUUGGCCGGGGCCACCACGGUGCCACAGGGAGUCCCAAAAGGCCCCGGAGGAGGGGGAGGUCGGGCAGGGCCACCCUGUCCCCGCAUGGCGGCCGUGCCUGCCCUGUCCCUUGCCCCCCAGGCAGCCCAGCCCCGCGGCUGCCCAUGGCCCUGCGCAUCUGCACCCUCGUCUGCAGGUCCUGGGGGGACCGGCCCCAGCUCUGCCAGGUGGCCUGCGCCGUGGGACGCGCAGAGAGCCCGGUGCGUCACGGCGCGGCGCUGCCCCAGGGCCUGGACUCCAGCCUGCAGCAGUGGGGGGUGGUGGCCCCCAGCCAGCGACAGGCGCUGGCCACACGGCUGCGGGAGGCCACCGAGGCCGCCGCGGCCGCCCUCCUGGCCAGCGAGGCCGAGCUGAGCCCGCGGCAGCGCGGCGGCAGCCGUGCCCACACCGACAUCCUGGGCGUGGACUUCCUGCUGGCGUGCGUGGAUGACGCGCUGGAGCUGGUGGCCCUGGCCACGAACGGCCAGCGGUGCCUGGAGACCUGCGUGCUGGCCGAGGCCAUGGGGCGCGGCGUGGGCGAGCCCCGCGGGGAGCUGCCGCGGCUGCUGGCCGAGGCCAUGCUGCACCGGGCGCAGCGUCACCUGGUCGAGGGCAAGGACAUCCUGCUCAUCGGGGCCGGGGGAGUCAGCAAGAGCUUCGUGUGGGAGGCGGCCCGCGACUACGGGCUGAGGAUCCACCUGGUGGAGUCGGACCCGGAGCACUUCGCGGCGGGGCUGGUGCAGACCUUCCUGCCCUACGACAGCCGGGAGCACCGGCGGGACGAGGAGCACGCGGAGCGGGUGCUGGAGCUGCUGCGCUCCCGGGGGCUGCGGCCCCACGCCUGCCUCUCCUACUGGGACGACUGCGUGGUGCUGGCGGCCCUGGUGUGCCAGGGGCUGGGGCUCCGCGGCCCCGCGCCCGCCGCCGUGCGGGUGGCCAAGCAGAAGAGCCGCACGCACCGGCACCUGCAGCGCUGCCGCCGCGGCCGCCCGCCGCCCGCCGCCUUCGCCGUGCCCUGCCGCCGCCUGCGGAGCCACGGCGACGUGGAGCGGGCGGCGGGCGCCGUGCCCUUCCCCGCCGUGGCCAAGCUGGAGUUCGGCGCGGGCGGCGUGGGCGUGCGGCUGGUGGAGAACGCCGGGCAGUGCCACGCUCACGCCGCCCGGCUCUGGAGGGACCUGCGCGACGACGCCGACCACCCGGGCAUCGGGCUGGGCUGGGGCAACGCCAUGCUGCUCAUGGAGUACGUGCCGGGCACCGAGCACGACGUGGACCUGGUGGUCUUCGAGGGGCGGCUGCUGGGCGCGUGGGUGUCGGACAACGGCCCCACGCGUGUCCCCGCCUUCCUGGAGACGGCGGCCUGCCUGCCCUCCUGCCUGCCCGCCGACCGGCAGGCGCAGCUGGUGCGGGCGGCGCUGCAAUGCUGCCGGGCGUGCGGGCUGCGCGACGGCGUCUUCAACGUGGAGCUCAAGCUGGGCCCGGCGGGGCCGCGCCUGCUGGAGAUCAACCCCCGCAUGGGGGGCUUCUACCUGCGCGACUGGAUCCGCGAGGUCUACGGCCCCGACCUGCUGCUGGCCGCCGUGCUGGUGGCGCUGGGCGUGCCGCCCGUGCUGCCCGCCCGGCCCGCGCCCCGCACGCACCUGGCCGGGGUGAUGUGCCUGGCGUCCGAGCACGGCGAGAGCCUGGCGGGCGGCGGCGGCAUGCAGGCUCUGCGGGAGCUGCACGGCCGCGGGCUCGUCCGCCUCAACCGGCUCUUCGAGGAGCCCGAGGGCGCCGGCGAGUACGAGGAGCCGCUGCUGAGCGUGGCGUGCGCCGGGGCCACGCUGGCCGAGGCCUGCGAGCGCCUGCUGGGGCUCUGCCAGGGGCUGGGCAUCGACUCCCCGCGAUAUCCAGUGGAGCAUUUCUUGUCCCACUUCAAAUAGCGCCGGGCAGGCAGCGGGGAGAGCGGGGGAAUGGGUGCCCCGGCACACCCCGGCGCCCGCC
Molecule: messenger RNA, 2041 nt
Organism: Pyrgilauda ruficollis (rufous-necked snowfinch)
Lineage: Eukaryota; Metazoa; Chordata; Aves; Passeriformes; Passeridae
Product: carnosine synthase 1-like
Exons: 4
Coding region: 1-1980 (659 amino acids)
Biological process (GO): carnosine biosynthetic process
Molecular function (GO): metal ion binding; ATP hydrolysis activity; carnosine synthase activity
Source: RefSeq, a predicted model, not a curated record